Messenger RNA from Caenorhabditis bovis, 1596 nucleotides. Lineage: Eukaryota; Metazoa; Nematoda; Chromadorea; Rhabditida; Rhabditidae. The record is from the annotation of a GenBank genome assembly.
AUGAACGGGGUAGAACAUGCCUUACAAUUGCUAGCAGAUGACGGCGGCACCAUCAAAAUGGAUAAUGUGAGCCCAACGCAGUCAUCCGGCUCGAGCAAACGCAAAAGCCGCCCGGUGAAGCGCAUCAUUAAUGAAGAGGAAAUUGAUUCGCCACCUGUCGAGGCGGAAUGCACCGCUGGUCUACCGCUCGACGCCACCGAACCGAUUCUGGCGACAAUUCAGCAGCAUCUUCCACUCUAUGCAAACGUAGAUAGAUACGAAGAAGAAGGCCCGCUUUCUGAAGUGCUGUCAACAGGGAGUGUCGACGAUAAUAUGGAGCAGAAUUUCACAAACGCCGACUUGCUCAAGAAAGUCGCUGAGGUCAUUAACAUGUCCCAACAGUUUAAUGGCAAUAAUAUUCUCCAACAAGCUGCUGCGAUGAAAGAUCUCUCAUUCGAGCCAUCCGUGUUGAAUAAUGGGAACGGAUUCCUGCAGUCUCAGAUGUCCCCCCUGUUCGCAAAUGUGGACAACAAUUAUUUAAGCACUGAACGCAUGUUACAAGCAAUCCUGACACCGUCAUUGAACUUCAGUCUUGGGGCAAAUGCGCUUGGUAAUUCUUCAAACAGUUCACCAUCGAAUGGUAUGAUUGCAACGCCUUUGAUUUCACCCAACUCGAAUUUCUUGGCGUCUCUUAUGGCGGCAACACCGUCGUCCACAUCGAAUUCAGUUCAUUCAUCGACAAAGAAGACGGAUAAUAGGCCACCAGUGGUAUCGCAGACGCUGAAAGCAACCAAAAGGAAAUUAUUCACCGAGGAUGAGAGAGCACGCGCAGAAGCUGCCAAUAUGAACAGCGAGGAGCGAAUCGAUAUGAGCGAUCUUGAGGCUUUCGCGCAGACGUUCAAAAAGCAGCGCAUAAAGUUCGGAUUCACACAAGGCGAUGUCGGAGUCGCAUUGGGGAAACGAUACGGGACCGAUUUUUCUCAAACUACCAUAUCGAGAUUUGAAGCUUUGAACCUCUCAUUUAAGAAUAUGUGUAAACUUCGACCAUUAUUGAAAGAAUGGCUCGCUGACGUGGAAACGGCGAUUGAAGGUGGCGCCUCAAUCACCGACCUGAUUGAGCGUCGCAUUUCGAAUCCAACCGCACCCAUUCCAACACCAACAGAAGUCUCUGCGACGUCAGAAAAUUCAUGUUCACCGAGCCCUAUGGUUCAGAACUUGUUCAUUAAUCGCGAUCAGCAAGUAAAACGUCGAAGGAAAAGGACGAAUCUGGAUUUGAAUCAGCGAUCAUCCCUUGAUGCUUAUUUCGCUAUGAAUCCUCGUCCUGACCAUGACCGUAUGACCGAAAUCGCAAAUGCAUUGGAAUUGGAUCGUGACGUCGUUCGCGUUUGGUUCUGCAAUCGUCGACAAAAAAUGAGAAGGAUCGAUGAGCCGAUUGAAGGAGAAGUUGCCACACCGUCGGUCAGCCCAUUGUUCCCUACGCUGCAACAUAUGUCGACACUAGAUCAGUUAAAAGAAGCAGCAAAGUUGGCAGCGAAUCAAGUCGCCAAUGACGACAGUGAUGGAACUUCGGGUAGUCCAGACGCCCCAUCGCUCUCUUUCGAUAGCAACGAUAUGUAA